Messenger RNA from Physella acuta, 1639 nucleotides. RefSeq lists its product as uncharacterized. NCBI's taxonomy places the organism in Eukaryota, Metazoa, Mollusca, Gastropoda, Physidae. The record is from RefSeq and is a predicted model, not a curated record.
CAAAGAAUCGUUAACUUGCUUUAAAAAAACGGACGUUUUCGCAUGAAUAAUUUUUUCGCUUGAUUUGAUUUGUCUACGGUGAAAAAAAAUAUAAUCCAGAGCUCAGCUAAAAAACACAUUAUGACGUCUGCUGGUACACAAGUAGCCGCCCUUGCCUUAUCGUCUUGUUCGGGUGGUAGCGCGCCCUCUGACGUAAUGGCCACGGCUGUAGAUAGAACUGGUGGUGAUGCCGUUCUUCAAGAAAAUUACCGGAGAGAGAUUUUAAAACUUAGAGAUCUGCUCAAUGUCUUCUCUAUUAAGUUUGCGUAUUGGAAGAGUUGGAUGGGCGCGGGCUUGAAGGACAAGAUAAGAAAAAUAGCAGCAGAUGCCAUCAACUUGUCAGACGACCAACUGCCCGCUUUGUUAACGUUACAGGAGAGCCGACUUUACAGCCUAACACAGAUGUCAGCCUACGCCUUUUUCCUCACCUCCCAGUCAUGUGACCCUGGCUAUGGAACCGACGCUUACGCAGACCUGGAGGAAAUAACCAACACUCAACUCCGAACGGUGUGUCUACUUAAGCAGCUUCUUCAGCCGCGACUCACCAAUGACGUCAUCCACAGCUUCGUCAUCCAACAUUACACCAAACAAGUCAUCACUUUAGCUGACCAAACGCCCACCGUAAAAAGGGCGUUCACCGCCACUGUAAUGGACCUUAUAAAUGAGACCAUCGGUUCUGGUUCCUAUUUCAUUAGAUCUCUUGACGUCUCUUAAACAAUAGAUAAAGUGGUGAAGAAUAGGGCUGGUAAAUGAGUCACCAACCAGUUCCACGGCUCAAUAAAACCUGCAUGAGCCAAAGAUCUGGUUGGUUACCUACUUACCAGCCCUAUUAUCGGACAUGGCUGUGCCAGAUCUUUAUGUUGACAAACUUUAUAUACAAUAGGGCUGGUAAGUAGGUCACCAACCAGUUCUACGGCUCAAUAAAACCUGCAUGAGCCAUAGAACUGGCUGGUGACCUACUUACAAGCCAUAUUCAAGAGAGCUUUACUUGCUAGCUGUACUUUGAUUAAACAUAUCGUAUUGGAUGGCGAAAUACAUGGCAGUAUAAUGUUGUCAGCCUAUGUAGACCUUAAGGCUAUGUUGUAAAACAUAUCAUUAUCCACGUCCCUGAAAUAACGCUUGAAACAGUAUUCAGUUUUUCUUAAAUGUAAAGAAUAUUCAAAAGGCAGCAAAUUAAAAUAAUUGAACUACAUGUGAAUGUGCUUAAAAAUAAAAAUAAAUUUUAAAAAAGUAAAAAUUAAAUGUGAUGUCAUGUUUUGAGUGCCUUGAAUGUUUUGCUGUAAGAGUUAAGUAAAGGCCCAUGCCUGCUAUGAUAAUUGUCGAAAUAUCCGCGAUGAUUUAGGGUGGGGGAUUUAGCCCUACCACAAAUUGCAUAAUUGUAAUUAUUUUGACUUGUAUAUAAGAUCUGCUGCUCUUAAUGUGAAAAUGUGUACGGCAGAUGAGGGGUGGGGGAGAGAGGGAUGGGCCACACGGAUGAUGUCGCUGUCUGGGAAAAAUAAAAAAGUAUUUAGCUCUUGACUCCAAAUGAACACCCGUGACAUGCUCAUUGAUUUGAUUUCUGUAUUGAUAUUUUGUUUUCUGUUAUUAGUUACAACAAAUU